Molecule: messenger RNA, 1117 nt
Organism: Impatiens glandulifera
Lineage: Eukaryota; Viridiplantae; Streptophyta; Magnoliopsida; Ericales; Balsaminaceae
Product: peroxidase 11
Exons: 3
Biological process (GO): hydrogen peroxide catabolic process; response to oxidative stress
Molecular function (GO): peroxidase activity; heme binding
Source: RefSeq, a predicted model, not a curated record
AUGGCACCUUCUUCUAGCUCUAGUAUCUCUCAAUUACUAAUUGUGCUUAUUCUACUCAAAUUCUCAAUUUACAAUGUUGCGAUAUUCAUCAAUAGUGUUGAUCCCCGUUCUCUAUCGUUGGAUUACUACAAAGAAACAUGUCCAAAUGUUCUAGACAUUGUAAAAACAGAGAUGGAAUGCGCUGUUCUAUCUGAUCCACGUAAUGCAGCCUUAAUCCUCCGCCUCCAUUUCCAUGAUUGCUUUGUUCAGGUCAUCCAAAGUUCCUAAUUAGGCUUAAUUCAAUUAUCAUAAAAAAACUGACUUUAAUUCUAAUUGAAGGGAUGCGACGGGUCAGUUUUGUUGGAUGAUACAGCAACAUUGAAAGGCGAAAAGACAGCAUCCAUCAAUAAAGAUGGUCUUAAAAAUCAAGGCUUUAUAAUCAUAGAUAGGAUCAAGAACAAACUUGAAUCUGAAUGCCCUGGCAUUGUAUCUUGUGCAGACAUCCUAGCCAUCGCAGCAAGAGAUGCCACUCUUCUCGUUGAGGGACCAUAUUGGGAUGUUCCAGUUGGAAGAUUGGACUCGAAAAAGGGUGGUUAUAGUCUUGUUGAUGAAAAUCUUCCUGCUGCUAAUGAAAAUCUUGUCUCAAUUAUCUCAAAGUUUCUAUAUCAAGGCCUUUCUGUCACUGAUAUGGUUGCUCUUUCAGGUGCUCAUACAAUUGGAAUGGGGAGAUGUGAGAAUUUCAGGUCAAGAAUUUAUGGUGAUUUUGAAGCAACUUCUGGGUAUAAUCCAACUUCUGAAGCUUAUGUAAAGAAUUUAAGAUCUAUUUGUCCAGCUGAUGGUGGAGAUGAUAAUGAAGAAGCUGCCAUGGAUUACUAUUCACCUAACCAUUUUGAUAAUUCUUUCUAUCAUAUACUUUUAAGAGGGGAAGGAUUAUUGAACUCUGAUCAAGAACUUUACUCUAGUGUGUUUGGGAUUGAAACCAAGAAGUUGGUCAAGAGAUAUGCUGAUGAUAAUGUUGCUUUUUUCGACCAAUUUUCGAUUUCCAUGGUGAAAAUGGGAAAUAUUACCAACCCUGAAACUUAUAAUGUUGAUGGUGGAGAAGUGAGGAAGAAUUGCAGAUUUGUUAACACAUGAUUAU